AUGAAGUUCUCUACCGUGAUUCUGGGCAGUGCUCUUGCUGCCACUGCUCUCGCUGCCCCUUUGACUGCUCAGCGUCAAGCUCGCACUGAAGCUCGUCGUCUUGCUCGUGCUGAGGGCUCACAACCCCCCUACAAGCCAAACACCCAGGAAGUCCUCCAGCUCAACAAGACUUCCCACGUCGAAUACAGCUCGAACUGGGCUGGUGCCGUCCUCAUCGGCUCAGGAUACACCAGUGUCACCGGUCAAUUCACUGUGCCAACCCCCAAGGCUCCAAGUGGCAGCAGCAGAGGAGAUUACGCCGCCUCUGCAUGGGUUGGUAUUGACGGCGACACCUGGGGCGACGCGAUCCUUCAAACCGGCGUCGACUUCACUAUCUCGAAUGGUGAAGUCAGCUACGACGCCUGGUACGAGUGGUACCCUGACUACGCAUACGACUUCAGCGGCAUCACUAUCUCCGCUGGAGAUGUCAUCAAGGUGACUGUGACAGCUAAAUCUAAGUCGUCUGGUACUGCGACUGUUGAGAACGUGACGACAGGAAAGAGCGUGUCUCACACUUUCUCUGGCAAUGUUGAAGGUGACUUGGGCGAGCUCAAUGCCGAGUGGAUUGUCGAGGACUUUGAGGAGAACGACUCUCUCGUUAACUUUGCCAACUUUGGCACUGUUACUUUUACGGAUGCGUCGGCUACUGAUAGCGGUUCCACUGUUGGUCCAUCUGGUGCUACGAUCAUUGAUAUCGAGCAGAAUGGUGAGGUUCUUACCUCUGCCUCUGUCUCUUCUGACAGUGUCACUGUUACCUAUGUUUAA
This is a messenger RNA of Penicillium taxi, 804 nucleotides long. RefSeq names its product A4/G1 family peptidase. Gene Ontology annotation, biological process: proteolysis. Bases 1 to 804 code for a protein of 267 amino acids. Gene Ontology annotation, molecular function: glutamic-type endopeptidase activity. The transcript is spliced from 2 exons. Lineage: Eukaryota; Fungi; Ascomycota; Eurotiomycetes; Eurotiales; Aspergillaceae. The record is from RefSeq and is a predicted model, not a curated record.